Messenger RNA from Sitodiplosis mosellana (orange wheat blossom midge), 4825 nucleotides. RefSeq names its product paired box protein Pax-6-like. The coding region runs from base 1321 to 2967 and encodes 548 amino acids. Gene Ontology annotation, molecular function: RNA polymerase II cis-regulatory region sequence-specific DNA binding; DNA-binding transcription factor activity, RNA polymerase II-specific. The transcript has 12 exons. Gene Ontology annotation, biological process: regulation of transcription by RNA polymerase II; anatomical structure development. Lineage: Eukaryota; Metazoa; Arthropoda; Insecta; Diptera; Cecidomyiidae. The record is from RefSeq and is a predicted model, not a curated record.
AUACAAUAGAUAUCCCUGAAGCUCUAGCUGAAUGUGAAAUGGAAAAACCGUGCAUGUUUUCAAGGCGGAGCAAAAGAAGCGGCUAAAUAAAAUGGGCUAACACACGACAUCCAACACGAAUAUUUCUCUAACGCAGCAAAAAUAUCUUUGAAUUGGUUAAACCGAAUACAAUUUGAAUGGUUGGAUAUGAACAAAGUAAAAAGAUAGAAGGAAAUAAAAGAGCGAAACAGAGAUAGAUGGGAAAAACCAGAUCGACUAGAUGAUGGCUAGCUCUAUAUACUGCGUGUGUUUUCAUGUGUUUCGAUUUUGACUUUAGUGAUGCGAGUAAUUCUUGCGUGUGCAUUGUAUAUUGCAAAACCCAUGCAAAGCAUUAUUUUUAUUUGCUUUCCAUUUAUUUGUUCAACGUACGGAUUUUCAUCAUUUUUUCUUCGGUUCAACGGAAAAAAAUUUCUAAAUAUUUUAUUUCGAUUUUUUUUUUAUUGGAAAUAGAUAUUUUUCAAUAAUGAGUUCGGCUUCUGUUGUUUUUUGGUUUCUCGUGUAAUUUCAAGUUUUGACCAAAAAAAAUAGUGUUUCAUUCAGUUAAAUAAAAAAAAUAGUGUUUGGUAAAAUAUGCAUAUAUUUUCAGCGUUUACGGCCAAUGGAUUAACAACACCCAUACAAAUCAGUCAAAGUCAACGUUGAAUACAGCGAAUAAGUUUUGUGAAUGCAAUUUUUUUUAUAUUGAUCUUUAGAUCACACUGUUUUGGCUCUACACAAAUGUUGCGGAUGCAAACGGAUAACGCCAAUUAGUGCAAAGCGAUAACAUCAAGAUCAUUGUGUAAAAAAAAAGAAUUAAAUUAACAUAAGAAAAAAUGAAAUGAUGUUACAAAAAGUGGUUGUGCAAUAUUUCGAAAACAAACGACACAAAGAAUAAAACAGAAAUUGAUACUGAACUGAAGACUUUCGUUACUGAAGCGGCGGUCACACACACACACACGAUCGACGUUCUCAGAAAAAUUCAUCCAGAUAGCAGUGUAGUGGAUUGAGAAAUAUACGAUAAGGUGUAGAAAAUUGUACAGCUAAAAAACAUACGAAAAUAUUCUGGACAAUCAUUUUGAUUGAUUCAUCGGAGAUUGGGCCCAAAUCAAUCAUCUUCAGGCAACAUUAGAAAUUCAAACGUGCCGGAAGAAAAACAACGCACAGCAACUACACACACACACACACACACACACCUGAUAGUUUUAUCUAACAAAAUAGUUGUUACAAGAUAUAUUUUUCAAACUGAUUGGAACCAGCUUGCAGCACCCGUUAAUACGGGAUGGUGCUGACACAUUUUGGAAGAUGCCACACGCAGACCGAAUAAUGCAUAGCCAUGGAGCAUCGAUGAGCCAAAGUGCAUUAUUUGGCUGUUCCUCGGCUGGCCACAGUGGUAUCAACCAAUUGGGUGGAGUUUAUGUUAAUGGGAGACCGUUACCAGAUUCGACGCGUCAAAAGAUCGUUGAAUUGGCACAUUCCGGUGCCAGACCUUGUGAUAUUUCUCGCAUUCUUCAGGUUUCAAAUGGAUGUGUUAGUAAAAUAUUGGGAAGAUAUUACGAAACUGGUUCAAUAAAACCACGUGCGAUAGGCGGCUCGAAACCACGAGUAGCCACCUCACCAGUUGUACAAAAAAUUGCCGAUUAUAAACGGGAAUGUCCUAGUAUAUUUGCGUGGGAAAUACGCGAUCGUCUAUUAUCGGAAGCGAUCUGUAAUAGUGACAAUAUACCAAGCGUUUCAUCGAUAAACCGAGUUCUAAGAAAUUUGGCAUCCCAAAAAGAGCAUCAAAUUCAGCAUCAAAAUGAAUCGGUGUACGACAAACUGCGGAUGUUCAAUGGUCAAUCGGGCGGUUGGGCUUGGUAUCCAGCGGCCGCUGCUGCGGCAACAGUCACCUGCAGCACGGCAAAUGUCCCGACACAAUUAUCGAUUCAGGCGCCGUCGAGCAUUACAAAUAUUACGGCUAGCAAUUUAACAACCAAUUUGAAUGGAAAUCAAUUAGUUCGCGAUGAUCCACUCAAACGAGAUCUUUUUUCAUUAGAUGGGCUAAAUCAAACGCCAUCCCUGGCUAAUUCACAUGAUAGUACAUCGGAUGGAAAUUCGGACAAUGGCGGAAAUUCGUCCGGAGAUGAGGAUAGUCAGUUGCGUUUGCGUCUUAAACGAAAGUUACAACGAAAUCGGACAUCAUUUACAAAUGAGCAAAUCGAUAAUUUAGAAAAAGAAUUUGAGCGAACACAUUAUCCGGAUGUGUUUGCCAGAGAGCGCUUAGCUGAGAAAAUACAAUUGCCUGAGGCCCGAAUACAGGUUUGGUUUUCAAAUCGUCGGGCUAAGUGGCGUCGGGAAGAGAAACUCCGAACACAAAGACGUUCAGUGGACCAGCAGAAUAAUAAUAGCGUUACUGGUUCCGUUGCAGCGGGCAAUGGUCAAAGCAAUGGUGGUUUAGUCUCAGCCAAUGGAAGUAGCAAUAACAAUGGCACAGGUGCCAGUGGAGGCGGGAGUAGCGCUGGUACAUCCCCUUCGUUGAUUGGCAGCGGGCCAACUUCAUCGCGUUUACCAUUGAAUUCAGGAUUCAAUUCAAUGUAUACAUCAAUACCUCAAACAAUCGGAUCAAUAACAGAAAACUAUAGUCCAAUAUCCACACCACUGGGCUCGAUGGCAUCGUCUUGUCUUCAACAACGGGAAAGCUAUCAUCCGUAUAUGUUUCAUGAUCCACUGUCGUUGAGCGCACAAUAUGCAGCCCAUCCUUCGCGACAUCACACACCGUGUAAUCCGACCGUAGCCCAUCAGCAGCCACAUUCGCAGCAUGGGAACUACAUCACUCCUGGAAGCGUUGGAAGCAAUAGCAAUUUGAACAGUUCGCCAGCGAGCACAGGAUUAAUUACGGCCGGAAUCUCUGUACCCAUUCAAAUAUCAACGCCAUCAGACAUCAGUGGAAGCUACUGGUCCCGUUUGCAGUGACAAAGCUCGAAAUAAUUUAGUUUAACCCAAAUUUUCUAACCAUUUUUGAGGAGAACAUUGUUGUGCAAAAUCUAUCGAUACAAACACAAUCAUUGGCAACGUUUUUCGGAUUCAUUGAUAUUUUCUUUUGCCCUUGGCGAAUGUUUCCCAUUAAAAUUUGUCCAUUUUCAAAAUUGGAAACUAACACGAAAUAAAAAGAAAAUUAAAUUGCGAUAAGGCAACAUUUCAACAUGCAAUCAAUUUCAUCAACUGUUUUUCGGUGUGCAGCCAGAAAUAUUUUAGCUUGUAAUGUAUUAAGUGAAAUGAUCUAGCUGUAUUGAAAUGAUAUUUUUUAAGCAUUACAUUAUUUUCCUCAAUUAUAAUCAGUUUGAUUUCUUUCCUAAAUUAAAACAUAAGUAAUUAACUGAUAUUCAAUGACAGUAGCGUUUAAGUAGUUGUUUUCACUAUAGACCAGCGAAUUGGCUGUCUGUUUAGGCACUACUGUUCAAUAGCUCCUUUCAACGGUGACCGAAGUUACUAUAGCAAGCAUGAACAAUCUCUCUCACACACACACGCAGCUGGAUUUGCUUGCUAAAGUUGGCGCAAAAUGCGUCACAUGCAUAGUAACGCAACCGACUGGUGCUGUUGAAAGGCUCUGUGGAACAGCAACGGCUGGACAGACAGCAAAUUCACUGAUCUGUUUCACAGUUUGAAUUGAUUAUGCGUAUUAUUUAAAUACAGAUGUUACCUUGUGGAUUAUACAUCACCGGUUGAUAUAGGCUUUUUCGGUUUUUACAUUUCUUUUUACCGUCAACAGUCACGUAUAUGAAUAGACUACGAUUUAUUCACAAUAGGGCUGCAAAAUGAUCAAAUUAGGUGUUUUAAAUUUAUGAAAAAAUAUAAUUUAGGUAAUAUUUGCAUUCACCUUCGACUAUGGAAAUUUCACAAAAAUAUGGAAAAGAACAAGAGAAAAAACGUUAAAUUUUACGUAAUUUUCUUUCAAAAAAAUAAUUUUCGAAAAACCUAAAUGAUUCGUUAGUUAAUGUGAAACAAGAAUAUCACAAUUAAUUUUUUAUCCACAGAUUGGUAAAUUCACGGUGGUUUACUAUUUCACUGAAACUGAUUGUUGUGCAUGAAAACGCUACUUAAUAGUAAAAUUUCUUUCUAUUAACACAGUACAGCACUGGUGAAAUCAACAGUAUUUUGUCUCUCGGGUAGUCUAUUGUGUGUAAAGGAAUUUCUAAAUUGCGUUUGCCCUAAAUAGAUGUGGCUCAUUCAUCAAGUAAUCAUGCAAUGAAAGUUCCACAAAUGGAAACAAAAAAAACAUUUAUCCAAGUGAAAAACCACUAUCUAGAGCUUUUCAAAAUAAUUACCUACAUUCAGGCGAAUAUAUUUAUUAGUGUAUUGAAGUGUUUUACUGUACCUUUGGAAUAUAAAUAAUAUUGGCGAACAAUUUACACGAAAUAAUUCUCGUACGUUAUAAUAAAUUUAGUGAAACAAAAUUGAUGAUCGACCGCAAAUAAGUUCAAAUACCAAUAAUUGCCGUUUGCACACACACACACACAAAAACCUAAUUAACAAACGCUAAAAAUGAAUGAGACGAUGUGAAACAAAGUAUAUUCAUAUACCUGGGGCAAAAAACGAAGUUCUGAUUAUAGUAUUAAUUUUAGUAAACCCCUCUAUUUAUUCUUUAAUGUAGUUAUAGUCUAAAUUUCCGUAAGCUACAUCUACAUUUAUGCAUUAUUUUUUAUAUAUGGAAUGGAAAUUCAUUAAUUAUUCUAGAUGGUAAGCUUCUUUAAAACGUAACUGUAAUUAAACACUGUAUGUAUUUAUAUUGAAAUUUCAAUCUGAAUGAAAUAAAAAUUUACACAAGAUUUUA